Messenger RNA from Melozone crissalis (California towhee), 4742 nucleotides. It is a transcript of the gene FGD6, whose product is annotated as FYVE, RhoGEF and PH domain containing 6. Bases 109 to 4389 code for a protein of 1426 amino acids. The transcript has 21 exons. NCBI's taxonomy places the organism in Eukaryota, Metazoa, Chordata, Aves, Passeriformes, Passerellidae. The record is from RefSeq and is a predicted model, not a curated record. Gene Ontology annotation, biological process: regulation of GTPase activity. Gene Ontology annotation, molecular function: metal ion binding; guanyl-nucleotide exchange factor activity. Gene Ontology annotation, cellular component: cytoplasm.
CCGGCUGGGUGGCGGCGCGGGGGAACAAUGGGCUCCUUCUCCUCGGCCCUCAGAGGGGCCGUGGCGUAAGGGACGAGGGGAAGCGCGGCUCCGCGCCUGGGGAGCACCAUGAGCUCCGCCGAAAUUAAGAAGCCACCAGUGGCCCCCAAACCAAAAUUUGUCCUAGGACACAAGGCAGCGCCUCCACCUGUCGCACCGAAGCCUGAUAUUGUACUUUGUGGUGGGAUACAAGCAGCAAGGAAAACCAAGCCAGCAAUUGCACCAAAACCAAAGGUUCUCAAGAGCUCCUCCAUCCCUGAAGUUAAACCUCCAUCGUCUACACGAAAAAGCACAAAAAGCUUUGAGGAGCACAGGGAAGAUCCUUCUCAAACUCUAGACCAUUUGAACUAUAAAAAUGAAACCUCAGAAGGGAGUACUGGAAAUACAGCAUAUAUUCUACCUGUGUCACCUUGCAAAUUUGAAUGCCUUCAUAAACUUGGAAAUGGAGAGAACCCCUGUAAAACUCAGAUCAUUCUCGAGCACUUUGACACCUUAGAAAACAUCAAGCUUGGUGAAAGAAAUGCACUGUCUCUGGGGGAUAGUCACAAUGAAAAAUUGGCAAGUAGAAGUCAGGUGGUUUUGAAAGCCAGCAUUUUGGAAGAGAAACUUAAGGAUGUCCUAACUCACGGUGUGUUUCCUAACAGCAGUCCUGUGAGACACAGAUAUGCAGACAAAUUUGACAAAGGGAAUGGCAGCAGUUCCAAGAAUGAUGUUAAAAUAGAGUUUAUGGAACUUGUACAAUCUUCGUCAUCUUCUGAAGUAGUUAAAGGGAAGCAACAAAAUGUUGAUGGUAAGAUUAUUGCUGGUGAGUUUCAGAUGUCUGAAAUUUGUCCUAGUGAAAAUAAUCACUGUUGUUUUUCCUCAUUGGACAAGGAAACUCUAGAGAAUGAAAAUUUAAGUAGUAAUAGGAUGUUUUCAGGUGAAGUGGGGAUGAAAGCAGAUGCUGAUAAAGCCUCCCCUGAAACAUCUUCAGUCCUGAGUUCCAAAGUGCUUCCUGUCCCUAAGCCAAGAAAGCCACGUGCUGCAUGUCUAGUCCGUCAGGAUGGCAUAGACAGCACAGGAGAAGGAACAAAGGAACCAUCUAAUUCAGAGAAAGAUUCUCAUGGUGUUGUGGACCAAAGCUUAAAAAAGCCAGCAAGAAUUAAUGUCCUUGGUCAAAGUGUGUGUUAUAGUAAUAAUGCAGAAGUGUUUCAUCCUGAAAAAUGUGAGGUAACUCAAAGCAAUGCAGAAAAAGUGUCUCAGGUAAAGGAGCCUGCUGUGAAAGAGUCAGCUUCACAAAAUCUUUUGCCUCAGUUUUCACACGGAAGUCCUGAUUUGGGGAGACACGUUGAAUCUUCUUUAAAUGCAGACCAUAACUUUGUGGAUGAGAUAACAGAUGACACCAGUAUGCCAGAUGCUGUGGACAAAAGGACUGAGUUUGUCAGGUGUCAUACCCUGUCCAUGAGUUUGCCAAAGCAGGUCAAAUUGGCAAGCAGUCAGCACUCACCUGCUGUCAACAGCCUUCAUGUUUUCCCACAAAACUUGGAAAAUAAAGAACUUAAAAUAAAGGAUGGGAGUUCCCCAAAAGUUAUUCCUAAGAAACCACAGAGACAUGGCCUUCCAGCUGCUGGCCUGCUGAAAAAAGCUGCAUCGGCAGAGCUUGUGGACAAAAGUUCUUACACCUGCAGUGAAGACAAAUCGAGCAGCCUUCUAGAAGGAUCUCCCUUUGCACAUCCACGAGCCAAGGAGCAGGAUGCACUUUCGUCUUGUGACAUACCCAAACGUUCUUCUGAAAAACCCGUCUGGAAGUUACCUCAUCCUAUUCUUCCCUUUUCAGGAAAUUCUGAAUCAUUAAAAACUGCCGCCAGUUUCAGCCACCUGACUGUUGUGACGAAGCCUAGGGCCAAGUCUCUCUCUGCUGUGGACAUGGACAGGACAGACAAGCCCUGCAAAGACCAUCACAAGAAAAAUAGCUUGAAAAAGCUUCUGAACAUGAAACUGUCGGUUUGCUUAAAGAAAAGCGACUUCCAAAAAUUUCUGUCUAAAGGCAGCCAGUCAGUGGAGAGUGCUAUUACCAGCCUUUCCAAUGGGAAUGGGUAUGGAAAUAGCAGCAGUAAUAUAGGGUCUGUAGGCAGUGAAAGGAAAGCUAAAUCUGCCAAGGCACAUUCUGUAGAAAUAAGUAGUCCGGCAUUACAGAAGAAGAGGCAGAGAAACAGAAGUCAGCCUGAGAUGCGAAAUAACCAAAGGCUGGAGUCUUUAGAAAGACAUGGACUUUUGGCAGAGAAUUUGUCCCAAAUGCCUCUGAAUUCUGUAACCAGCACUUGUGAUCCAGAAUAUGAGAAUGUGUGCCACUAUGAGGAAAUACCUGAGUAUGAGAACUUGCCUUUUGCUAUGGGUGCUAGGAGAAAUCUCUGCUCGGAAUGGCAGAACUCCAGCAGCGUGGAAGACCAGAGCACUGACUUCUAUGAAUUUGAGGAGCCUUGUGAAGCUACAAGCAGGCAUUGGAGGCUUGACAGGUCCUUAGAAGAACACCAUGAUCAUCCCAAUGUGGUAAUGGGAGAUCUUCAGUCAGAUGAAGAAGAUAUCAUGAACAGUUCUGAUGAAGAUGAUGACACAAAUUCUGAUUCCAGUAAAGGGGAGACUGAUCCUCAAGAAGAUAAACAGGGUAAGGCAGCUGGAAAGAAAACAAAGGUUUACCACAUUGCCAAGGAGAUCAUGAGCUCAGAGAAGGUGUUUGUCGAUGUGCUAAAGCUCUUACACAUUGAUUUCAGGGAUGCUGUGGCUCAUGCCUCCAGGCAGCUGGGGAAGCCGGUGAUUGAGGACAGAAUCCUGAACCAGAUCCUCUACUACCUACCUCAGCUCUAUGAACUCAAUCGGGACCUCCUGAGGGAAUUGGAGGAGCGAUUGUCUCACUGGCUUGAGCAUCAAAGAAUUGCUGACAUAUUUGUUAAAAAGGGUCCCUACCUAAAGAUGUAUUCAACUUACAUCAAAGAAUUUGAUAAAAAUGUUGCAUUAUUAGACGAACAGUGUAAGAAGAAUGCAGGAUUUGCAUCAGUAGUCAAAGACUUUGAGAUGAGCCCCCGCUGUGCAAGUCUGGCCCUCAAGCACUAUCUGCUCAAGCCAGUUCAGAGGAUUCCCCAGUACAGGCUUCUGUUGACAGAUUAUUUAAAGAAUCUUUUAGAAGAAUCUGCAGACUAUAGGGACACUCAAGAUGCUUUAGCUGUUGUUAUAGAAGUUGCAAACCAUGCCAAUGACAUUAUGAAGCAGGGAGAUAACUUUCAGAAGCUCAUGCAGAUCCAAUACAGUUUAAAUGGACACCAUGAGAUUGUCCAGCCAGGAAGGGUCUUUUUGAAAGAGGGAACACUGAUGAAGCUAUCACGAAAGGUCAUGCAGCCAAGAAUGUUUUUUCUGUUCAAUGAUGCCCUGUUGUAUACUACUCCAGUUCAAUCAGGGAUGUAUAAACUCAACAACAUGCUGUCGUUGGCUGGAAUGAAGGUUAAGAAGCCAACGCAGGAAGCAUAUCAGAAUGAACUGAACAUUGAAAGUGUAGAGAGAUCCUUCAUUCUUUCUGCAAGUUCUGCUACAGAAAGAGAUGAGUGGUUGGAAGCUAUCUCCAAGUCGAUUGAAGAAUAUACAAAAAAGAGAAUCACAUUUAAUCCAAGCAAAAGUCUUGAAGAGGCAGAUGCAGAGCAGCAGGAAGAAGACAGUCCUCUGGGAUCAAAGGCUCCCAUCUGGAUCCCUGACACGAGAGCCACGAUGUGCAUGAUCUGUACCAGUGAAUUCACGCUGACAUGGAGAAGGCACCACUGCAGGGCGUGCGGGAAGAUUGUCUGUCAAGCUUGUUCAUCAAACAAACAUGGCUUAGACUAUAUGAAAAACCAGCCAGCUAGAGUUUGUGAUCAUUGCUUCAGGGAGCUACAAAAGCAAGAUAACCAGUGCGCUCCUAAGAGCGGAUCCCCGAUCAACCAUAAAUCUCCAUCAAGUGCCUUGUCUACAGUAUUGCAAAGUAUUCCCUCUGGAAGAAAGCAGAAAAAAAUUCCUGCAGCCCUCAAAGAAGUUUCAGCCAAUACAGAAGACUCUACAAUGAGUGGCUACCUACACAGAUCUAAGGGCAGUAAGAAACCAUGGAAACACCUGUGGUUUGUUAUAAAAAAUAAGGUGCUAUACACAUAUGCUGCUAGUGAGGAUGUGGCAGCAUUAGAGAGCCAGCCUUUACUUGGAUUCACAGUCAGUGAAGUAAAAGGUGAAAACUCAGAGUCUAGAGUGUUCCAUUUACUGCACAAAAACACUUUAUUUUACAUAUUCAAGGCAGAUGAUCCUCAUUCAGCUCAAAAGUGGAUAGAAGCUUUUCAAGAGGGCACUGUAUUAUAGCAGUGUCAGAAUUGUGUCUGCAAGUUUAAAGGAAAAUAUCUAAGGAUGGUGAUAAAACAGACUACAGCAACUGUUCAAAGAAACAGAAUCCUGCCAUCACAACCUAUAUAAAAUUGUAUAUUUGUCAGGAUUAGGAGUUGUUGCAUUUUUAGUGUAAAAUAAUAUUUUUCUAAAGAAUUGUAUGUAUUUCUGUGUUGAUACAAAAUGUGUUAUUUAUUAAAUUCCAGUGUUUACUUAAAUGGGCAGAAUUAUUUGUGCAUUGAAGUCCAAAGUGUCCUCAGAGUGGCAGAUUGUUGGUCAACAGGUUAUAAGCUUUAUGCUUUAUUAAAAAAAAAAAAACAAAACAAAACAAA